This is a messenger RNA of Setaria italica (foxtail millet), 1986 nucleotides long. RefSeq lists its product as uncharacterized. Gene Ontology annotation, molecular function: fatty acyl-[ACP] hydrolase activity. The record is from RefSeq and is a predicted model, not a curated record. The coding region runs from base 655 to 1581 and encodes 308 amino acids. NCBI's taxonomy places the organism in Eukaryota, Viridiplantae, Streptophyta, Magnoliopsida, Poales, Poaceae. Gene Ontology annotation, cellular component: chloroplast. The transcript is spliced from 5 exons.
CCGAACAUCCGAUAUGACACUGUUAAAUUUUAACACCUCGUAUCCAAACACCCCUAACCCCCGACCUGCUUUUAAUUUGGAGCAGCUGUUGACUGUGAGACCUUGUACAGCGAACGACGAGCUAGCCCAACUAAUGAAUGCACGUACGUACUCCUUUUCGUGGACAUCACAACUGCGAGAUGUCGUUCAUCGGGCUGUCGUCAUCUGGGCCUUUUGGUAAUACGAUUCGGUCCGGCCAGCCCGGGAUUUCUAUCUCAUCUCGAUAAUGUACGGCCCGGCCGCCAUGCAAUCGGUUCGCCGCGUUGCAACUGAAAAGAAAAAAUAUAUUUUCCCAACGGGAAAGAAAUUUGUCGGUCAUUUCAAAGCUCAACUGACGACCUGCUACAAGAAAAGCACCUAAUCGAAGCCGGGGCCGGAUAGGCCUCUGAUAUUCUACUCCGAUUUUCGCAGCUGCUACUACUAGCUCCUGGAGUGUGAUGAUACCGUCCAGGAAAAAAGGACGCAAAGCCUCAUCCUUACAUAUAUCCAAGUCUUGUAACUGACGAUUAUUGGCUGCCACGGCUGAAAGAGAGUGCGCACGCACGUAUGCAUCCUAGCCUGAGCUCUUGCUGCCUUCGAUAGAUUCCGAGCGUGCCAGCCAUAGAUGCAGAUAGGAUGGUCUAUUCUUUAAAAAAAAUCAAAUUAGAAACAAUUUCCGAUCCGCACGCCUCGACCUUGUGCAGAAUCUAUGCAGUUCCUGGCUUCCUGCUCCUUCUAGGUACGGCCGUGGAAGUAUCUGCUCUGACACGACAUCUUCGUGUGCCACACGCCCACACAGCAGAGCCACGCGCAUGCUUGGCGUGGCAGCAGCAGCAGCUGUCAAGGCGCGAGCGCGACGGUCUGUAUAAGAGAGCUGGUCGAGGUUCGGAAGACGGGCAGCGCAGCGCAAUGGAAUUCUGCGCGCAGCAGCGUUUCAAUCCGCCGGUUUCGAAGACCAAACAACCGCCGGCGAGCGCCGGAGCAGCGAGAGCGGCUUGGCCUCGCUCCGGCCUCCCCGCCACCGCUGGUCGCAUCGGCGAAUCACGCCCGAGCAGCCGGGCACUGCAACUCGAUGCUCCUACUACCCCUCGUCCCUCUCAAGUCAUCUGCACCAAGAACAUCAUCCAGGACACGAGAUUGCCAAGGCCGGGCAAGUUUUUCGAGUUGGAGAUGACGGUCCGCGACUGCGAGCUCGACAAGUACGAGGUCGUCAACAAUGCCAUAUAUGCUGGUUACAUCGAGACAGCUCGUCAGGAGAUGAUUGCAAGCCUCGGCGUCUGCACCGGCUCCAUCGCGCGCACCGGCCGUGCCAUGGCGCUCUCCGAGCUCAACGUCAAGUACUUCGCGCCUCUAAAGCGCGGCGCCAAGUUCGUGGUCAUGGUGAGGAUCGUCCGAAUCAAGGGCGUGCGGAUGCUCAUGGAGCACUUGAUUGCAACGCUGCCGGAGCGUCAGCUCGUGUUAGAAGCGAUGGCCACCGUCGUCUGCCUCAACGAAGACUACCGCCCGACUCGCAUGUUCCCGGAGAUGGCGAAUCUGCUGCACUUCCUCUCUCAUCCUGACUAGGAUCAAUCACGCACGGCAAAGCUGCUUGGCCUGCUGCUAAUUUGGAGCCGUACGUUUGUUACUUCAGCAGUCGAACAAAGUUCAGUAGUAUGUAGUAUCUUGGUAUAAUGUCUCUUGGUACAUAUACAUGCUCUCGCGUGGUGGAGAAAUUACUCUGAAAGAUAAGGAAGGCAUCGCCGAGUUCCUGUCACUUGCAUUGUCAAUCAACGGCAGAUCAUUCGUGUUCCGCUCCGCGCGAGAGCUCAACUGCCGCAUGCCUCCUUCAGCAGCUAAAUGUGGGAUUCAUGUGCGAAUGCCAGGCUGAAUUGUGUAUGCCGGCCUCCGAUGUGCGAUCAAUUUGGCCACACGAAUCACUUUUUUGUUUGUUUGAGUACUUCAGUGGAUUCUUUGAAUUUAAUCCAGGGU